This is a messenger RNA of Dacryopinax primogenitus, 1539 nucleotides long. Its product is annotated as MFS general substrate transporter. The coding region runs from base 1 to 1539 and encodes 512 amino acids. The record is from RefSeq and is a predicted model, not a curated record. The transcript is spliced from 5 exons. Lineage: Eukaryota; Fungi; Basidiomycota; Dacrymycetes; Dacrymycetales; Dacrymycetaceae. Gene Ontology annotation, molecular function: transmembrane transporter activity. Gene Ontology annotation, cellular component: membrane. Gene Ontology annotation, biological process: transmembrane transport.
AUGUCUCUCCCCGAAAAGACAACUUCGAAAGUCGAGGCAGACGAGGCCUUCGAGCCCGUGGUCGAAGACGCCGGCUCAGUCAGCGACGGUGACGAUGCCCUGAAGCUGGUCGGGACGAGACGGCAAUACGUCUUCGAUGAGGAGUACAACCGGCGGCUGACGCGCAAGCUCGACUGGGUCAUCCCUCCCAUUUGUGCAGCGGUGUACUUUACGCAGUUCCUGGAUAAGACAACACUGAACUAUGCGAGUAUUAUGGGUCUGCCGAUCACGGGCCAGAACUAUAACAACGUGUCCAUGGCGUUCUAUAUCGGCUUCCUUGUGUGGGAGUUCCCGACGCAGUACAUCGCCCAGCGGCUGCCGAUCGCAAAGUACCUCGGGUGCAACGUCGUCGUAUGGGGCGCGAUCGUCAUGCUUCACGCUGUGGCGCCGUACUUUGGACCGUUCUUCGCACUGAGGUUCAUCCUAGGCAUGCUAGAGAGCUGCGUCGCCCCGAUCCUCAUCCUGAUCAUAAGCAUGUUCUAUCGAAAGAACGAGCAGGCAUCGAGGAUCGCCUGUUUCUACCUCAUGAACGGCCUGACAUCUAUCUUUGGAGGGUUUGUCGCUUACGGUAUCUCCUUCUACCCCGGCUCAUACGCACCAUGGAAGAUCAUCUACCUCCUGCUCGGCGGUCUAGCCAUCGUGGUAGGCAUAGUGGUCCUACUCUUCCUCCCCGACUCUCCCGUAACAGCCCGUUUCCUCACCGAGGAAGAACGGAUCGCCGCUCUCGAACGGGUGAGAGACGACCAAGGCGGGACGCACAAUAAGACGUUCAAGCGGUACCAAGUGUGGGAAGCGGUGCUCGACCCACGCACAUGGUGUAUCGUCCUCGUAACGAUGCUGACGUCGAUCCCCAAUGGCGCGCUGAGCAAUUUCAGCAAUAUCAUCAUCAAGAGCUUUGGGUAUACGAGUCAGCAGGCACUGAUACUCUCCACGCCGGGAGGACUGGUAGGGGCAGUGACGACCGUGCUGUGUGGGUACUUCUCCGACCGGAGGGGAGACAGGAUGAUGCCUAUUGUCGGAGCGGUCGUGCCUACCAUUGUGGGCGCGGCGAUCUUGGUGGGAGCGAGCAACUCGGGGAUUAAGGGCCUGCUGCUGUUUGCGAUCUAUUUGGUGCAGACAUUUGGCAGUGCGCUGAGUGUGAUCUACGCUUGGAACGCGAGUAACACCAGUGGGCACACGAAGAAAGUCACCAUUAACGCCGUGACGCUUGUCGCGUUUGCCAUCGGUAAUAUCAUCGGAACAGAGAUCUUCCAGCCAUCAGACGCGCCAGCCUACAUCCCAGGGAAGACAGCCAUCAUCGUUCUCCUGUGCAUAACGAUUGUGGUGUGCGUCCUCCUGCGGGUGCUGAACAUCCGCCUGAACAGGGAGAAGAAGCGCGAGCUGGAGAGGUUGAUGGCUGAGCACGGGUGGGGAGAAGAGGAGGUCAGAAGGGAGAGGGAGAGGAACGCGUUUGCCGAUAAGACGGAUAGGGAGAACCCGUAUUUUGUGUAUACGCUCUAG